GAAACAUCCUUCUGAACGAAGAGAGACGAAGAAGCAUGGAGGACGCAGCGAUUGCGCUUGACUCGACGGUCAGAAGUCAGAAUUCGAGCAACUCGAAGGAGUCGAAGGAAUCGAGUACAUCGGAUUCGAAGCCGGAAAGCUGUCUGGAAUCGAAGCACUCGAAGGAGAUCCUGAUUUCUGAGAAACAGCAACGACAGCAGCAACCGCACACGCAACAACAUCCGAAUGAUCGGCAGAAGUUGAGGAACGUAGAGUCUAAGGAUGAAACGAAUCUUCUCAUGUUCACUUCUUGUGGACAGUUGCUUCUUGGCAUAGUCCUCGUCGUGUUUGGGAUCCUGGUAUUAGUUCACGGGGCUGCAUUAGGUGGUUCCGGUGCUGGAUUAUGGGCAGGUGUGGGUGCACUUGUCGCAGGAGCGUUGGGUGUUGUCGCCACGCUUGCAACAUCGUCGAGCAAGACGAAUUCCAGCUUUUCGACGGCUCACCUUGCAGCAAGCCUGAUUGCCCUUGCCCUUUCGAAUAUGGCUGCAAUUACAGCCUUGACUGCCAUCGUCAGGGACUCUCAGAGGACACCGGAAGUGACCUUGCUCACUGUUCCGGGUGACGGAGGUACAGCGGAAGUGGAGGGUGGCUGGGCGGGGUUGCUCGCAAGCAUUGGUUUGCUAGUGACCAGCGUGGCCGAACUAUUGGUCUCCGGCUACAGCUGUCUGACCUUGACCCCGAAGCUGUGCGGAUGUCUGCGUGGCAAUAACGUGGACGAAGUGGCGAACGACGGCCGUCUGAAGACCCGCAAUAUGGUCCAUCAGUGGGUCACCGCGCAGAACCACGUGCCGAAGAGCCAGCCAAUUUACGUAGUGCAGCCGAUGCUACAGAUGCACCCGAUGAUCCAGUCACCUUACGCGAUGUCUGCCGCUCCUGCAAAGUUUCCUGGAGGAUUUAUGCCCGCUGGACCUCUGCCAAUAGCUACUCCAGCUUAUGGUGCCGUUCCUAUGUUACCGCACAUGCCAUACGCAGCGCGUCCUCCAUCGCAAAUUAUUCGUCCAAAGCAGAAACGUCAUUUGCCUGUAGAACAAGAAGAAACUGUAGAGAGGAAAAAACAAACUGAGGGUAAAACAGAGUCUUCAAAAAGGAUGUCCUCUAUAGGGGAAGAUCAAGUGGAUCUAGCACAAACAUACACAGGAUUGGACAAAAAAAUAUCAGAGGAAUUUAUUUCAAUUGCCAUGGACCCAGAAAGGAAGUCAAAAGCUUCUAGUAGUCAUGGUAGUGAAAUCGGUACCACGAAAAACUGUUGA
Molecule: messenger RNA, 1289 nt
Organism: Habropoda laboriosa
Lineage: Eukaryota; Metazoa; Arthropoda; Insecta; Hymenoptera; Apidae
Exons: 5
Coding region: 36-1289 (417 amino acids)
Source: RefSeq, a predicted model, not a curated record